Messenger RNA from Olea europaea var. sylvestris, 1794 nucleotides. RefSeq names its product cytoplasmic tRNA 2-thiolation protein 2. Gene Ontology annotation, cellular component: cytosol. Gene Ontology annotation, molecular function: sulfurtransferase activity; tRNA binding. The transcript has 7 exons. The record is from RefSeq and is a predicted model, not a curated record. Gene Ontology annotation, biological process: tRNA wobble position uridine thiolation. Lineage: Eukaryota; Viridiplantae; Streptophyta; Magnoliopsida; Lamiales; Oleaceae. Bases 25 to 1434 code for a protein of 469 amino acids.
UUUGGGACUCAAAAACUAGCAAAAAUGGAGUGCAACUCGUCAACCUGCCCGUCCGGUUGCUAUAAAGAUUCCGAUUCCGGCGUCGGCCAAGAACGACAAUCGGCUUCUGAGAACGGAAGAUGCGACUUGGACCUCUAUGCUAACAGUCACGUCUGCAUCAAAUGCAAAGUUAACGAAACAAUCGCCGCUACCCAUCCCGCUGUUGCUAGUGGCGGCGGGGAUGGCAGUAGAUUCUGCGCUGAUUGUUUCAGGGGUAACUUAUUCGGGAAGUUUCGAUUCGCCGUAACUUCUAAUGCCAUGAUCUCACCCUCAGACAAUGUUCUCAUCGCCUUUUCCGGUGGUUCCUCAUCUAGGGUGGCUCUUCAAUUUGUGCAUGAGAUGCAACACAAAGCACAGAAGAACUUUGAAGCAAGUAGAGAUAAAUCUUUGCCAGUAUUUGGAGUUGGUGUUGCUUAUAUUGAUGAAAGUGCCAAUUUUACAGUCCCUUCUGAUGAUUUUGAUAGAGCGAUGGAUGAGAUGAAACUCAUUGUGUCAAAUUUAGCUCCACCAGUAAAACAAUUUUACAUCGUUCCAAUUGAAAGUAUUUAUUCUUCUGAUACUGGUGCCGGAAGGCACAGAUUGAUGGAGUUGAUGGAUGCUGUUCCUGACGUCACUGGAAAAGAAGAUCUUCUGGAGCAUCUGCGCAUGUUGUCCUUGCAGAAGAUUGCUGUUGAUAAUGGAUACACCAAACUCGUGCUAGGAACAUGCACAUCACGGAUAGCUUGUCAUGUCCUUGAAGCCACUGUCAAGGGAGAGGGUUACUCGUUAGCUGCAGAUAUUCAGUAUGUUGACGCUAGGUGGAAGAUACCUGUGGUUCUUCCCUUGCGUGAUUGUAUCUCUCAAGAUCUGAAUAUGCUAUGCAGUCUUGACAGUUUGAAGAUGGUAGAAACAUUUCAGCAACCUCGUUGUGGCAUCAAUGGUUUGAUAUCCUCAUUUGUAAAAUUGUUGCAGGAGGAAAAUCCUUCGCGAGAGAGCACAAUUGUAAGAACAGCAGGGAAGCUUAAACCUUUCUCUUUCAAUAAGAUUUUAGAAGAUGAUGACUGUAAUGUUCAUUCGGCUUCUCAGAGGCGGCAAAAGAAAUACAAUUUAAAGCCUAGCGAAUCUCUUCCUCCGGAAUCAUUUUGCUCUAUAUGCCAUAGCCCGCUUAAGAAUUCUGACACUACGAGUUCGAAUAGCAUUGGGAAUGAUGAAGCAAGCGUCGGGAUCUUUGCAGAGACUUGCUCAAGUUGUCAAUAUCAGAUUCUUCCACGGGAGCCCUCAUCUUUGGAAUCUUUUCAUUCACUCUUGCCACAGCAAAUGAUUUAUCUAGCCAAGAAUAGCAGCUUUUACAAGCACAAGUCACUAAGGGAUCAAAUACAAGACUGUUUGUUGUCAGACAGUGAGGACGGAACCUGAAUCUGCACUUUUCAUUUGAAUUCGUUCUUUUCAGCAUGAACGAGCAGAAACAUUAUUAGGCUGCGUUGCUUAAUUUCACAGAGAAAAGGCGUUAGCGGGUUGCAGGAUAAAAGGAUUGAGAGAGAAUUAUCGACAUACGUAUUCUGGUGAUCAUUAAAAUGGUUGCAAGAAGCUGGACAAAAGGUUGUAUGAUCUGAAGUAUAAUUUUCUUUGAUAUUUCUCCAAAUUUUCGCUUCUAAUGUAACCAAUCUUAUACAUACUUGGGAUCUUUUUGUCGUGGAACUAACGUUUGAUGAUCUCAAGAAGAUAAAACUCGAGAAUGGACGUUGUGUUUUCCUUAUAUCAUCAUGUUUUUAUUCA